AUGAUGUUCAGCAAAUUCACCGUAUUCGCCUUGUUGGCCUUAACCGUGUUGGUCGUGCCGGCCAUCGGACAUCCGACCGAAGAGGUGGCGUCCGGGAUCGAGGAAACCGCGUCGACGGUGAAAAACGGUAUCCGCGGUUGGCUGAAGAACGUCCAUGCGAAAAUCGCGAAACACGAAGAGAAUUGUACUCACGGCGGCGUCAUAAGUUGGGUGAAGAGCAAACUGGGGUUGGCGAAAAAAUCCACUACCGAGACGCCGACGACGACCACCACCACCACCGUCCCCGAGGAAACCGAUUAUUCCAGUGGUUACGUGCCGAUAACCUCGGUCGUAAACCAAGGAGAACCUACAGGAGAAGGCUACGCGCCCGCCGGCCCCGACGACGACGUCAUCCCGAUAUUGGACGACUCCUCUGUGACGGAAACCGAAAACUAUAGCGGCAACGAGUCUGCGGAUGCAGUGCCGACUUACCCGUCGGUGGCCGCUAAUAUCGUCGACCCAGCGGAUCCCGAAAUCGACGUUCGAGGACAAUUCUAA
Messenger RNA from Macrosiphum euphorbiae (potato aphid), 537 nucleotides. The record is from the annotation of a GenBank genome assembly. NCBI's taxonomy places the organism in Eukaryota, Metazoa, Arthropoda, Insecta, Hemiptera, Aphididae.